Molecule: messenger RNA, 1081 nt
Organism: Anoplophora glabripennis (Asian longhorned beetle)
Lineage: Eukaryota; Metazoa; Arthropoda; Insecta; Coleoptera; Cerambycidae
Product: lysozyme-like
Exons: 4
Coding region: 227-649 (140 amino acids)
Source: RefSeq, a predicted model, not a curated record
AGGAACACCGUAGUCAAGGUUCAGCACUGUCAAGGCUGGUAAAUACUUAACAGUCGCUACGCAAAGUAGAAACUCAGAAGUCUACAUCAUAAAUCGCCUGCAAUAACAUAAGGAAGAGAUAAGAUUAACACCUUUUGGAAAAUAGAUCGCCUUUAUAAAGAUUUUCCACAGUGAGUACCGUUAGUUUUUGUGCCGUGUUUCGUGCUGGUGGUGCUGCAGCAGGAUCAUGAGGAAACUUGUUCUUGUACUGCUUUUGGCGGUUCUUCUGACAGCCGUGGAGAAGGCGCGGGCCAAAGUUUACACGCGGUGUGGCCUCACCGCCGAGCUGGUCAACAGAGGAUUCAGCCGGACCUUGGUGGGAAAUUGGGUGUGUUUAGUUGAAAGUGAAAGUGGCAAAGAUACUGCUAAGCUAAUCAAUAAAGCAAAUGGAAGUAAAGGGCUAGGACUAUUUCAGAUUAAUAGUAAGGACUGGUGCAAAUUUGGAGCCAAAGGAGGGAAAUGCAAUAUGAAAUGUGAAGAUUUGAUUAACGAAGACAUCUCCGACGACUCCGUCUGUGCCAGGAAAGUGGAGAAAGAGCUCGGUUUCCGCGCUUGGGAAGGUUGGAUGAGAAGCUGCUACGGUCGAACUUUACCCCUACCGAUUUGCUAGGACAUGUUUUCCAUGCCUACCAGAAGCUAAUUUUUUAGACUAUCAAGAUGCAUGAUAAUGCUAUUUAAUCCAGAACGUUAAUGGAUUUUAUUUAUUAUAAACCACAUGUAAGCGAUACAGAAUUGAAAUGUAUCAUUUUAGCCAGUCGAAUGUGAUAAGUUCAAGGUGGCAAUAAUCUAUGUAAAAGUUUAAAUUAAACUGAUAUUUAGCAAUUGUAAGUGAUUAAAAUGUUACAUCACAUGAUUAAAUGAGUAAUACUACUGUGUAAGAUUAUUUGGAAGUGUGUUAUAUUUAUAUUGCUAGCUCUACAUAAUAUAAUUUACGCGUAUUGUAUGUUUAUUAUUGAGUGCAUCUAAAUUUGUAAACGCAAUGUCAAGCAUGAAAAUAAUGUAUUCCUAGCAAACAUUUUGCCGAUAAAAAGUUAAAUCUAAA